This is a messenger RNA of Guillardia theta CCMP2712, 798 nucleotides long. RefSeq lists its product as hypothetical. Bases 1 to 798 code for a protein of 265 amino acids. The transcript is spliced from 14 exons. The record is from RefSeq and is a predicted model, not a curated record. Lineage: Eukaryota; Cryptophyceae; Pyrenomonadales; Geminigeraceae. Gene Ontology annotation, molecular function: protein binding.
AUGAAGUGUAGAAUCAAGAUUGGGAAUCAGAGCAGCGAGCCACGAAAGAUUGGUCUCGGGGAUCCGAUAUUCCGAGAGCUAGUUCAUCGCAUUGGAGAGGAGGACGAUGUUUCUGAGUUGUCAAACAUGAAGCUUGUUCUGGACCUCGAUGACGUCCCACCAGUUGACGAGAAGGAUUCGAGUCAGAAACACCAUGCAUCCAUGGGCGGCAGACAUUUUGAAUCACAAAAUGGUUCGCACAGGACGUUGAAUCCUCCUCCGAACAUGGGCGAGCAGAGCUAUGUCAGAUGCGUGUCUAACUACGAGCCGGAAGAUGAACGUGAACAAGAAGUCACUCUCAAGAGAGGAGAGGUAGUUGAAAUCCUCCAAACAGCCGACCGAGGAUGGUCCUUUGGGAAAAUCAUCGGAGUUGAUCAUGGAGUCGGAUUCGAACGCUUCCACCAGGAGAUUACAGGAUGGUUCCCGUCAUCCUUCACCGUGCCCUACACUCUUCACUCGCCGUAUCAGGACAACUUGAAGGACCAAGGACGGCAACAGCAGCAGGAGGAUAAUGGGAGCCAUCAGUGGGCUACGUUUGAAGAGCAUGUUCAAACACAAAAUGGAAAGUCAAGGGUGAGAGUAGAAGGCGGAUUUUCUGCGGCAAAACACGCUAUCCUCAUGAACAGGCUGACGCAGCUUCGCUCCGACUUCUCCAAAGUCCUUGACGUCCCCGAGUCCCACAUGCAGCUGCAGUUCAGCCAUACAGGGUUGAUCAACUUCUCCAUCUCUGAUGCCCAUCACCACAUGGAUGAUCGUUGA